AUGCGACUUCUCCAUCUCGAUGCUUCUGGGAGACCUGUCUUGACAAAUUUCCACGGGAAGCCUAUCCCGCCAUAUGCCAUCCUUUCGCAUAGAUGGGGAGAUUCAGAGCUUCUAUUCGAGGACCUAGGGAGCGAGGCCUAUAAAGAGAAGAAGGAUGGUUAUCAGAAGCUGAAGUUUUGCGCUAAACAGGCGGCUGAAGACAACCUCCAGUACUUCUGGAUCGACACAUGCUGCAUCGAUAAAUGGAACAAUCGCGAGCGGUCAAGAGCGAUUAACUCGAUGUUUCGUUGGUACAGAAAUGCGACAAGAUGCUACGUGUUCUUAUCAGAUGUUUUGGUACCUACUGCGACAGACACAUAUCAAUGUAACGAGUGGGAGGCAAGCUUCCGAGCGAGCGAAUGGUUCACUCGAGGCUGGACACUUCAGGAGCUGAUUGCGCCAGUAUCAGUUGAGUUU
Molecule: messenger RNA, 456 nt
Organism: Aaosphaeria arxii CBS 175.79
Lineage: Eukaryota; Fungi; Ascomycota; Dothideomycetes; Pleosporales
Product: HET-domain-containing protein
Exons: 1
Source: RefSeq, a predicted model, not a curated record